Molecule: messenger RNA, 264 nt
Organism: Caenorhabditis bovis
Lineage: Eukaryota; Metazoa; Nematoda; Chromadorea; Rhabditida; Rhabditidae
Source: the annotation of a GenBank genome assembly
AUGAAUGAAACGCAAACCUUGGCUCGAUUUCGCGAGACAUUUACCUACCAAAGGCAUCCGGGAUUCGAAUUCGGCAGGCAAGCAUACCUUUGGGUCCUAGGCCAUUACUUGGAACUUGAAAGUCAAUUGGAAGACGAGGAGGACGAGCACGAAUGUGAAGAAUAUAGGGCCGAGCUCACUAUUGCGCUGAUGAAGCGUUUUCGCGAAUUUGAGCAUGGCGUCGACGAUCACGGAAUUUUCAGACCUAUUUCUGACGAAGAAUGA